This is a messenger RNA of Ascoidea rubescens DSM 1968, 669 nucleotides long. RefSeq names its product bifunctional thymidylate/uridylate kinase (gene CDC8). Lineage: Eukaryota; Fungi; Ascomycota; Saccharomycetes; Ascoideales; Ascoideaceae. Gene Ontology annotation, cellular component: cytosol; mitochondrion; nucleus. The record is from RefSeq and is a predicted model, not a curated record. Gene Ontology annotation, molecular function: ATP binding; dTMP kinase activity. The coding region runs from base 1 to 669 and encodes 222 amino acids. Gene Ontology annotation, biological process: dUDP biosynthetic process; dTDP biosynthetic process; dTTP biosynthetic process. The transcript has a single exon.
AUGACAUCGCAAAGAGGAUUGCUAAUUGUUAUUGAGGGAUUGGAUAGAACAGGUAAAUCUACUCAGGUCCAGUUAUUAUAUCAACAUUUUUUAAAUUUGAAUAGAAAGGUUGAAAUUCUCAAAUUUCCUGACAGAUCUACGAAUAUUGGGAAACUCAUCAACUCUUAUCUAUCCAAUAAAGAAACAAAACUAAAUGAUGAGUCAAUCCAUUUACUAUUCUCUGCAAAUAGAUGGGAACUAAAGGACUACAUGACCAGCCAAUUGAAUCAUGGAGUUAAUUUAAUUCUAGAUCGUUACAUCUACUCUGGCAUCUCUUAUUCAAUGGCAAAGGGUUUGGAUUUUGAUUGGUGUUUAAACUGCGAUAAAAAUUUGAUUAAACCGGAUUUCAUUUUUUUUCUAAAUUUUAACAAUAAAAACUACUUUAAUGAAAUCCAAAAGAGAGACGAUUACGGACUAGAGAAAUACGAGUUACUAGAAUUCCAACAAAAGGUUUACGAUAUAUUCAAUCAAGUUAUAUUCACCGAUAGUGACAGCGGUCGUUUGGUGAAGAAACAUGAAUUUAUUAAAAUUGAUAUUGAGAACAAAAACAUAUCUCAAGUUGAAAACGAAAUUAAAUCAGCUAUGGACCACUUGUUGGAAAAUCCAAUUGAAGAAUUACAUCAUAUUUAA